Molecule: messenger RNA, 894 nt
Organism: Colletotrichum graminicola M1.001
Lineage: Eukaryota; Fungi; Ascomycota; Sordariomycetes; Glomerellales; Glomerellaceae
Exons: 2
Coding region: 1-894 (297 amino acids)
Source: RefSeq, a predicted model, not a curated record
AUGGCGUCCUUUGCGCAAGUACUGCUGGGCCUUGCUGUCUGCUGCAUGGUCCAGUUCGUCGCUGCGCAUCCUGAGGAUGGCCUCCCUUCGUACCACUACGGCGCACCCAUCCACGUCGAGUGCAUGAACCGCAGCUCCGAAACGGGCGAACACAUCGAAAACUCCAACCACGAAAUCGAGUGGAUCCCCUUCCCCGUAUGCGAAGAGACGAAUAAGCCCCUCGAGUUCCGCUACGGCCACGAGGGCGAGUUGAACUGUACCAUCCCCAUGGUCUCGGACCCCUUCUUCCACCUGCUCGAGUUCUUCAUCCACAACGACGCGCCCCUUGCCUGCCGCCUGCCGGCCCGUCCCGCCCCCACCAUCGAGGUCGUCGGCGAGAAGCCGUACCAGCAGGAGCACAUCCCCCUUGUCUUCGCCCUCGCCGGCACCCUCCAGCGGAGCCACCUACACGUGAGCACCCACAUGAACGUGCUGCUGCACAGCAUGCCCAAGCACCACCUGCGGCCGCACGACUCGGGCGUUCUUGACUCCGGCACAGCGUACAGCACAAGCCCGCUGAGCCACAUGGAUGGUAUCUACACGCAGAGGCUGGUCAUUGGAGAUCCGCUGCCCCUUCGGCUUUCUGUGAGAUGGUUCCCCACGCCAAACCUGCCCAAGUCGGAGGGCCACGUCGAGUGGCAGGGCAUGGGCGGCCACAUUUACGCGAGCACCAUCUUCUAUAUCGCCACGUCCUUCAUGGCCGGCGUGCUCGUCGCGGCGACGUACUUCUUCGGCGUCGUGCUACCCAAGAGGCUGCGGGGAAGGGGUCUGGGCGGCGCUACCCCGCUGGGCUACGGCCUCAACGGUGUCGGUAAUGGUUGGGGAUACUCCAAGACCGCCAAGCGGAUGGACUAG